AUGGCUACUCUUACACACUCUCCAGCCGUCAUCACCUCCUUACCCGACCUCCUCAUCUUCUUGUCUUCGAUCACUCUGUUUAGCACUCUGUAUUUGGACUUUGAGGGUAAAAACCUCAGUCGUAAUGGAACCCUUACUAUAUUAACCGUGCUUGUUUACCCAACACAGGUAAUAAGUCUUAUUGACAUCCAGACCCUGGGGACCUCCGCUUUCACCACGUCAAGUACCAAUGGGAAGACUCUCAAGGCCAUCCUCGAGGAUCCGCUCACUCCUAAGUGCAUCUGGGACGUACGUAAUGACGCUGACGCCCUGUGGGCCCAUCAUCACGUCUACCUUAGGGGAGUCAUAGACGUACAGCUUCUCGAGAAUGCAUCCCGUACCGGCGACAAAACCUACAUACGAGGGCUUAAUAUAUGCGUCGAGAAGGAUCUGAAGCUGAAGUUCAUGGAACUCCAUAGUUGGAUCAAAACCAAAAGGGAUAUACAGGCGCUCAUGCCUAACAACAUCUUCGCGCACCGACCUUUAGACGCUGAGACAAUACGAUAUUGUUCCAAUGAUGUCGUAUACCUACCUGCACUACGCGAAACUUAUAUCCAGCGAAUCGAUAGCCAAUGGAUAGAGAAGGUAAUGGACGAAAGCGCUCGCCGUGUAGUCGACGCCUGCAGCCCUUCAUAUGAGUCUCAGUCAGGCACGAAGAAGUUGGGACCUUGGGGUUCGGGGCUGGAAAAAGCUGAGUUGGCCUUGGAGGAAUGGCUUGAUAAAGUGGAUAGACGUAGGAUGGAUGAGAUGCAAAAAGACUAUAUGAUGGAUGGAAGAGAAGAUGAUACAUCCGGAUAUGAGGAUUGCUAUCAUGCUGGAAGUUAUAGAGACGCGGUAUGGGACGAUACGUUUGACAGUUGUUGGGAAAAGUAA
Molecule: messenger RNA, 912 nt
Organism: Daldinia childiae
Lineage: Eukaryota; Fungi; Ascomycota; Sordariomycetes; Xylariales; Hypoxylaceae
Exons: 1
Coding region: 1-912 (303 amino acids)
Biological process (GO): nucleobase-containing compound metabolic process
Molecular function (GO): 3'-5' exonuclease activity; nucleic acid binding
Source: RefSeq, a predicted model, not a curated record